UCCAGACCAAGAACAGAAAGCGAAAGUGAAAGGGGCUCCUCCUUUCCCUCUUUCUCUGUCUAUAUACAUGAAACAAGAGCCUGCAGCCUCUCCUUUGUAGGACAAGAUGGCCGGGGCAGAGAAGGCUAGCCCUGGCUUCCCCGUGAUAGUGAGAGGGGACUGGGGGGAGCCUUUCUCCAAAAGCCUGAAAUAUAAACUCACCUCCUACUUCCAGAGCGCCAAGAGAUCCGGAGGAGGAGAGUGCAAGAUCCACGUGGAUCCUGGCAGCAAAGUGGAGCAGGUCUUGGUGGAGUUUGCAAAGGAGGAAGGAGUAACCACUGAAUCUUAUUACUUAAUCCUAACUGGAGCAGAUCCAUUGAAUAAAGUGUUGAAUACAUUCAGACAGAGUGUUCUUAGCAAGAAGCUCCAUGAACUUGAAAUGUCAAAAAGAAAGAAACUAAAGCUUACAGUCUCCAUGCUGACAGAGGAAGCAGCUCCCAUUGGGAGUGAACCCGCAAAAGAACCUGAUCCAAUAACAGAUUGCACUGAAGCUAAAGAACCCAAGCUACUUGACAGUCCAGAAAAUGUGACAGAGGAGUUGAUGACUCAGGAGGUCUUCAGCGUGGUAGUAGUGCCAGCUUUGGGGGAGGAAAUCGAGAUGGACAUUAUGGAGUUGUAUUUUGAAAAUAAGAAGCGCUCUGGUGGUGGUCCCAUAAAGUCCUGUGUUAAAGAUGGCCAAAAGUUUAUCAUUACUUUUGAAGAUGAAGCAGAUGCUCAAGACGUUCUGCAAAAAAAGAAUCAUGUACUAAAGAAAAUUGCUCUUCAUGUCAGCAAGUACCAGCCAGAAAUCAUUCAGGAUCAGCCACAAAUGUCUCAAUCACUAGUUGUUGUUGAGCACUUGCAAGAAACCACAGCACAGUGCACACUAAAUCUAUUGGUAGAGAAUGUCAGUGAUUUAUCAGAAGAUGACAAAGAUUUCAGUGUUGAAAUGGUACCUGAGAGGAAUGCUGCUGUAAUCUCUUUUGACAAGUGUGUUGAAAUAGACCAGUUUAUCCAAGCAUUCAACAACUACCAUGUUACUAAGGAUCUCAACAUUUCUGCACGUGUUCUGGAGGUGACUAAAACCAUUCUGGUAGAAAACAUCCCCCCUGGCAUCUCUAGAGAGUACAUUGUUAUCUAUUUUGAAAGCAAGAAGUAUGGAGGUGGUCCUGUAUUGAAUUUCAUCUAUAUUCCUGAAGAGAAUUCUGCUCGGGUUACAUUUCAGAAUGCCGAAGAUGUAACUACCAUCUUGAAACAGAAACAUUUUUUCAACAAUGUGCCAGUUCUUGUUUAUCCAUACUAUGACUCUUUGGACACACCUCUGUAUGGGAAGGAGAGACCACAAAUUAAGAUGCCAAACAUGAGCAGAGUGUCCCUAGAUCCCUAUCACUGGAAAUUUUUACAGCAGAAUGAAUAUUUACUUCAGGAAAUAGGUUGCGAGAUGGCAGGCUGCUAUUGUGAGAUAGAGUGGCCAGCUAGAGACUGCAGCUGUCCAGAAAUUAGAGUGCACCCUUCACCAGCGUUGUUGAAGCAAAAAAGAUCCUUGAUCAAGACCUGGAAUGAAGAUGUUUCCACGCAUCUUACGUUGAUCCUAUCAAAGCAGAAAGUUGUCAAAUGCAAAACAGAUGCUGUUGUGUGGGAAGCCAUAAGAAACAGCAUAAUAGAAAAAGCUGAUAUUCUGAUUCUGCCAGAUAUUCCAAAGGGAAUAAUUGCUUUGGUGGGGACAGUUGAAGCUGUAGAUCGUGCAGAGCAAGAACUGACACUCCUCAUAGCAAAUGCAAUUAGAAAGAUUGAAAGAGAGAGGCAAACAAUAGAGGAAAAUGUGUCAGUUGAUGCUGGAAAGUACACUAUUUUAAGCAAGGCUGGACUGCAGGAGAGGAUCCACUUGAAGUACCCAGACCUAUACAUUGCCUAUGAUGCUUCAAAAAAGUGUGUGAUUCUGCGUGGUGUAGCUGCUGAAGUCUACAAAAUAAAAAGCGACAUCAUUGAAAGUUCAUUCGGUAUGGUCCAGAAGCAUAUUGAUGUUCAUCCUUAUGUUCUUCUUUUCUUGCAACAUGUCAGUAAUGAGCUUCUCUCUCAACUCCUAUUCUGGGACAAGAAUAUUAAUGCCUUAUAUGAGCUCACAAGUGAGAAAGUGCUGCUGAUGGGAGGAACUUCUCAGGAUCUUCUAAGUGCUGAGGACAAAAUUAAGAAAGAUCUGACUUACAAAUGUAUUACACUGGAGGACAACUCAGUCAUCAAAAUGAAAGAGUGGAAGGAAAUGACCCAUAAGGAGUAUAAUUGUUCAAAUGAUACCAUUAUAAUUCAUGAGCUGGAGGAUCAGGUGGUCAUUGCAGGUUAUUUCAAAGCAGUGGCUGAUGCCAACCAGAAACUGUCUGAUUUCAUUGAUGCCAACACGUACAUACAAAAAAGCAUCAGGACUAAGUCUGCUGCAGUCACAAUGUAUGUAGAGCAGGAAAAACAAAAUAAUUGGCUGAACUUGAAGAAACAAGGUGUUAAGAUCCAUUUUGGUACAUCGAAAAAUAGCAAAGAGAUUUCCCUUGAAGGACCCCGAGUAGUAGUGCUGAAGGCACUUGAGGUCUUCCAAAAAAUAUUGUCUUCUCUGCAUGCUAUGAGUGUGGUAGUUGAUCAACCAGGAGCGAAAGCUUUAUUUAAGGAACAAGAACACUUAUAUGUCACAGGUGCAAAGCAACAAUUUAACUGUUUGAUAAGGAUUCAAGAUGACAAAGAUGAUAAUGAAGAGGAGAGUGAGGAUGAAAAAGGCUUUGAAGGGAGGAGGCAGUGCUGUGAAUUUAAAUUAAGAAAUGGCAUUGUAGUAACUGUUCACAGGGGAGACCUGACAUGUUUUGCAGCUGAUGUUGUAGUGAAUGCAUCAAAUGAGGAGCUACAGCACAUUGGUGGCCUUGCAGAUGCACUCCUAAAAGCAGCUGGCCCACAGUUACAAAGUGAGUGCAAUGAUGUAGUGAGGAAGUAUGGAAGUUUGAAACCUGGUCGUGCAAUUAUCACAGCUGCUUGGAACCUACCAUGUAAACAGGUGAUUCAUGCAGUUGGGCCAAGGUGGCAUCAUCUUGAAACAGAAAAAUGUGUGCAACUGUUGAAGAAGGCAGUGAGGGAAUGUUUACAGCUGGCAGAAACAUAUAAUCAUCGUUCAAUAGCUAUCCCUGCAAUAAGUUCAGGAAUUUUUGGAUUCCCACUCAAAGAGUGUGCCCAUUCUAUUGUAUUAGCCAUCAAGGAAACCAUAGAAGAGUCUAGUGAGAAUGGAUCUUUGAAGGAGAUAUGCCUUGUGGGUUUUAAAGAAGAUACUGUUCAGGCAUUCUCUGAUGCCUUGAAUGAAGUAUUUGUGGACAGAACAUCAUUAUCUGAAAUAGACUCUAAAUGGUCUCCUGCCUCCAAAACUAAAAAAAUCACAGCUAAGGGCAAACCAGAACAUCAAGAUGCCAUUAAUGUUGGAGACAUGAAAAUAGUUAUACAGAAAAAAGGAAUUGAAGAUGCAACAACUGAUGUUAUCGUUAACAGUGUUAACAAAGAGCUGCAGCUUAACCAAGGCCCUCUUUCCAAGGCUCUGUUGGGCAGAGCAGGAGCAGGACUCCAGACGGAAUUAACUACAGAAGGCCAAGGCAAAGCCCUUAAAGAGGGCUGUGUGCUGAAAACCAGAGGUUAUGGUCUGGGAUGCUCGUGGGUGCUGCAUACCAUUUUACCUACUUGGAAUCAGGGCCAGAAUUCUGAAGAUAAGAUUGUGGGAGACGUUGUUGAAGAAUGUUUGACAAUCACUGAGAAACUCUCUCUGAAUUCUAUCACAAUCCCCGCAAUUGGAACUGGUAAUUUAGGAUUUCCCAAGACACAUGUUGCUAAACUGAUGUUUGAUCAGGUGUUCAAAUUCAGUCAGAAAAGAAAUCCAAGGUCGCUUCAAGAAGUUCACUUUGUAUUGCAUCCAACUGACACUGGCGCUAUCCAGGCAUUUACUGAUGAAUUAAACAGCAGGUUAAAUUUAAACCAAACAAAUGUGUCAGGCUCCAAGACACUUCCAGAGAUUUCCCAGCAGCAAGGUCAAGCUUUCUUUGGGCAUAUUUCAUCAGCGUCCGGAUUACAUAAAAUGCAAAUUGGCUCACUUGCUCUACAGGUAGAAUGUGGAGAUAUCACCCAAGAGACCACAGAUGCUAUAGUGAACAUAACCAAUGAAGCAUUUAACCUGAGUGUUGGUGUUUCCAAAGCAAUUCUGGAAGGAGCUGGACCAGAGAUGGCAACAGAAUGUGCUCAGCUAGCAUCCCAGCCGCACAAUGACCUCAUAUGCACAAAAGGGGGAAAGCUGAAGUGUAAAAAUGUCAUCCAUCUUGUGGCCAACAAUGAUAUUAAAGCACAAGUUUCCAAAGCUCUUAUGGAGUGUGAACAAAGAAAAUUCAUUUCUGUUGCCUUCCCUGCAAUUGGGACAGGUAAAGCAGGACGGGAUCCAGUUAUAGUGGCCAAUGACAUGAUUGAUGCCAUCAUAGAUUAUGCAAGUAAUACAUCUGCCCCAGUGGUGAAAAACGUUAAGAUAAUCAUUUUCCAGUCACAUUUAUUAAAAGUAUUUUAUGACAGCAUGAAAAGAAAUGAUGUCACAACUGCUAAGCCUGGUGCAAGUGGCUCAAAAUCUAUUUUCUCUACAAUAGCAGAAAUCUUUAACUUCAGAAAACCUGUGAAAGAAAUAAAAAGCAAGCCAACCUUGCUUCUGGGGAAAACCAUAGAGCCAGCCAUUUUUCAGAUUUGUGGUGAUAGCCAGAAAAAUGUGGAAGCUGCAGCAUCUUGGGUGAAAAAUCUGGUUUUAAAGGACCAGAAUGAAAUCAAUUUUUCAGAUGACUGGAUUGCAAACUUUGAAGAAAGUGAAUAUAAGGAACUCGAAGACCUCCAGAGGAAGCUGCAAAUUGAGAUUAAGGUAGAAUUAGAAGCCUCUUCUCCUUCUAUACAUGUUCAUGGCAGAACCAGAGAUGUCUUGACUGCUAGCACUGAAAUCCAGAAAUUAAUCAGAAAAGUCCGAGAUGGUAAAGAAGAGCAGUCCAAGGCAGAUCUUUUGAGCAACCUAGUAGAGUGGCAGUAUGAAGACAAUGGGCAAUACAAGGCCUUUGAUUCUCUGAUCAAUAUGCAAAUAGAAGCUGCAGCACAGCAUCAGAGGCAACUUGAAAUAACCAUACAGAAUAAAUGUUAUAGAGUGGAUCCAAAUCAGCAACAUGCACUGGAUGCCCAAGGUUCAAGAAUUUCUCUUCGUCGUGUUGCAAAAGCGGAAGAUAAUCUGGCAAUGACUCUUCCUGAAGAGUGGGAAGACAUGGGGCAAAUGCGUGUCAAAGUGGUGGACCUAAACCCAGAAAUGAAGGAAUACCUAACUGUCAAGCAGAUGUUUUGUCAGACUUGUAAUUCAUGGACUGUUGAAAAGAUCGAGAGGAUCCAAAAUCCUUACUACUGGCAGGCAUACCAAAUCAAAAAGCAGGAAAUGGAUGCCAAGAAUGGCCAUACAAAUAAUGAGAGGCUCCUUUUUCAUGGAACAGCUAGUACAUCAUUAACCCUCAUAAAUAACUCUGGUUUUAAUCGGAGUUAUGCUGGAAUGCAUGCUGCGGUAUAUGGAAAUGGAACCUAUUUUGCUGUUGAUGCCAGCUAUUCUGCCCAUGAUUGCUAUUCAAAACCUGAUGCAAAUGGGAAAAAAUACAUGUACCUUGCUAGAGUACUUGUUGGAGAAUAUUGUGUUGGAACUCAAGGAUUGGUUGUUCCAAAAGCAAAGAGUGCAACAGAUCCUACAAAUCUGUAUGACAGUGUCACUGAUAAUAAAAAACCACCCUCCAUGUUUGUCAUUUUCAAUGAUAUCCAGGCUUACCCGGAGUAUCUCAUUACUUUUACAAAAUAAACUUUUCUUCCUUCUUUA
Messenger RNA from Sceloporus undulatus (fence lizard), 5905 nucleotides. Its product is annotated as protein mono-ADP-ribosyltransferase PARP14-like. The coding region runs from base 107 to 5887 and encodes 1926 amino acids. Gene Ontology annotation, cellular component: nucleus; cytoplasm. Gene Ontology annotation, molecular function: NAD+ poly-ADP-ribosyltransferase activity; transcription corepressor activity; RNA binding. Gene Ontology annotation, biological process: negative regulation of gene expression. The transcript is spliced from 19 exons. NCBI's taxonomy places the organism in Eukaryota, Metazoa, Chordata, Lepidosauria, Squamata, Phrynosomatidae. The record is from RefSeq and is a predicted model, not a curated record.